Messenger RNA from Prosopis cineraria, 2086 nucleotides. RefSeq names its product probable WRKY transcription factor 72. The transcript is spliced from 4 exons. Lineage: Eukaryota; Viridiplantae; Streptophyta; Magnoliopsida; Fabales; Fabaceae. Bases 199 to 1782 code for a protein of 527 amino acids. The record is from RefSeq and is a predicted model, not a curated record. Gene Ontology annotation, molecular function: sequence-specific DNA binding; DNA-binding transcription factor activity. Gene Ontology annotation, biological process: regulation of DNA-templated transcription.
AUGAGCUUGGCAGAAAUGUUGACCUUUUAAGAGUGUGGCUGCGUAAUGGAGGAAGAUGAGCACUCGGAUCUGCAUCUAUUUAUUUCUUUAGUUUAGGAGAUGUGUAGUUGAUUGGUUUGUGAGGGGCUAUAUAUACUGACAUACAUAACCAUAUUAUGGAGUGUAUUUACGAGGUAAGAGAAAAGGUCCGCGUCUGAAAUGUCAGUGGAGAUCUCGGCAAAACUGUCUGGUCCUCGUGGCCUUGAAGCAGAUUGCUAUGUUCAAGAGAAUGAUGAACUCAAGUCUGCUAAAGAAGAGAUGGGUGGGGUGAAAGAAGAAAAUGAAAGGUUGAAGGUGAUGCUGGACCGAGUCGAAAAGGAUUAUCAGUCCCUCCAAUUGCGUUUCUUUGAUAUCUUGCGGAGAGAAGCUUCUGAAAAAGGCAUAGCAGAUUCAGCCAAUUCCCAUGAUGAAACUGAAGAGCCUGAGCUCGUGUCACUUUGCCUGGGAAGAAGUCCAAGGGACCCUAAAAAAGAUACCAGAAUUGGCAACUCGACUAAACUAAAAGAAAGUGAAGAUCUGGAGGCUCGCCUUACCCUUGGAUUAGACUCUAAAUGUGAAGUAUCAAUGGAGGUGGUGUCUGAUCAGAGCCCAGUAAACAGCUCAGGAGAAACCAAGGAAGCAGAUGUUGGUGGAACAUGUCCAACAAAUAAAUCUCUCAAAGCCAAAAAUGGAGAAGAUGAAAUUUCAGAGCAAAUACCUGCCAAGAGAGCGAGGGUUUCUGUCAGGGCAAGAUGUGACACUCCCACGAUGAGUGAUGGAUGCCAGUGGAGAAAAUAUGGACAGAAGAUAGCCAAAGGGAAUCCAUGUCCACGUGCAUACUAUCGCUGCACGGUUGCACCAGCAUGUCCAGUCAGAAAACAGGUGCAAAGAUGUGCCGAUGACAUGACCAUCUUAAUCACGACAUAUGAAGGGACCCACAACCACCCACUCCCAGUUUCAGCCACAGCCAUGGCUUCCACCACUUCAGCUGCUGCUUCCAUGCUAUUGUCAGGUUCUUCAACAUCUCAGCCUGCGGACAACAUUUUUGCAUCUUUCACAAAUGCUCCUAAACUGCUUAAUGGUCAAAACGUUGGACAUGUCGAUCUAUCAAAAGCAGAACAGGCCUUCUUGCCCAACCCUGCAUCACCUUUGUUCCCAACAAUCACUCUGGACUUAACUUCUGCUUCAUCUUCAUCAACCCAUGUCAAUAAUCGUCCACCUUUGAACUUUGCUUUAGGCCCAAGAUUUCCUCCAACAAGUCUAAGUUUUUGCUCAGCGGAGCCCAACAUUCCACAAGCAGUAUGGAGUAAUGGAAUCCUUAGUAAUGAGAAAACCCACAUGAGGUCUCCUGACCUGGGAAAUCAAUUUCAACAACAGUUCCAUCUAAACUGCAUGCAAAACCAGGCUCCUUCACGGGAGGCUUUAGCAGAAACCUUAACCAAAGCAAUCAGCACAGAUCCAAGACUUCGAUCAGUAAUAGCUGCAGCAGUUUCAUCUAUAGUGAGUCAAGGAUCCACCAAUCUGAACCAGCUGAGGGGAGGGGAAAUUUCAGAGUUAGGGUUGAACUUGAAACAAGGAGAACAUGCCCAGUUUGCUUCUUCCAGUACGUUGACCCAAAAUGGGAAAGGAUGCUUACCAGGUUAUUUCAACAGAUUGUCUUCAAAUUCUUAUACUGGAAACUUCAUGCCUCUCCAACCUCCAGUUCCAUUUUCUGUCUCUAAGAGAAGCGUGCCUCCUACCAUUGGUGAUCAGAUCAAUCAUUAAGGUCCUCAAGAUCAAUUCACAAUUUUAGAUUGCCUUCCCUAACCAUGGAUGAAGGUCGGGCGCAAUUCUGAUUAACCUUUUCUAAGAGAUCCAUCAUUUAAAAGGAUCUCAAAAUAGCAAGAAAGAUGCGAAAGAUGAAAAUCAGAGGCUGAAGAACCGCAGGAAAUGAAUCUUGUCAUCUUACACCGAGUGGAUUUUAAUUUCCAGCAGUGCCUAGAUCCAUGUAAUACACAAGUACAGUAUAAAAAUAUUUGUUUUUUUAUAUUUUUAUUUUAUUUAUGAUAGAAUUUUUUUGGCCCUCCAA